AUGUCGCAGUAUAUCCCCAACAUCCCCGCCAAUUGCCUUGCCAAAAAGGUAGUGCUCAUCACAGGUGGUGCCAAUGGCAUUGGUGCGAGUCUGGUAACACAAUGCUUGGAGCGUGGCGCCAAUGUAUGCAUUGGUGACCUUGAUAACAUCUCCGGCGAGCGUCUACUGAAGCAAUGGUGCGAAAAAUUCCGCCCGGAGGAAGAAGAUAUGCCCCCGCGCGCCAUUUUCCAGACCACCGAUGUUACCGAUUACCCAUCGGUGCUGGCAUUGUUUGAUCUGGCCUUUAAGACCUAUAAGCGUAUCGAUCAUGUCGUCUCAGCGGCUGGUAUCGUGGAAAUAGGGAAUUGGUUCGAUACUUCACUUACACUGGAGACCGUUCGCCAGACCCCAACCCACAAAGUCAUGGAUGUCAACCUCCUCGGUUCCAUGUAUGUUACCCGAAUCGCCUCUGUCUACUUGCGCCAUAACCGUGGAUCCAACUGCGACCGGUCGAUUCUCCUAUUCUCAUGUGUCUCCGGCUUCAAGGACAGCCCAUCUCUCUUCAUAUAUCAAGCCUCCAAGCACGGCGUCACUGGUCUCAUGCGUUCCCUGAGAAACUACAUCUCCUCUCCAUACAAGCACUACCUUCGUAUCAAUACCGUCUGCCCUUGGGUAACCCAGACCGAUAGCAUCAAGAAAGUUGAGACACAGUGGCAGCAAGCCAAUCUUCCCAUCAAUACCCCCGAGCAGGUUGCUACUGUGGCCACCGGCGUUUUGUCCGACCAAUCUCUCAACGGCACAUCCAUGUUCAUUGAAGGUGGCCGUGCUUGGGAAAUCGAACAGAACAUCGAGCGACUGGAGAGCGAAUGGCUGGGCGAAGCGCCGUCCAAGGCGCUUGCUUUGGGCCAGAGCCUGCUUGAUGAUGGUUCUAUCUGGACUGCGCCGGAGCGACCCCGGAAAAAGAGCACUAUUUCUGUUGGAGUGCCGCCGGGAGUACCUCUUGAUAAAAUCAAUGCCCUCGCUAACGGUGUGGCCAAUGGCGUGCACUAA
Messenger RNA from Penicillium robsamsonii, 1029 nucleotides. RefSeq names its product putative 3-hydroxyacyl-CoA dehydrogenase. The coding region runs from base 1 to 1029 and encodes 342 amino acids. Gene Ontology annotation, cellular component: cytoplasm. Lineage: Eukaryota; Fungi; Ascomycota; Eurotiomycetes; Eurotiales; Aspergillaceae. The record is from RefSeq and is a predicted model, not a curated record. The transcript is spliced from 3 exons. Gene Ontology annotation, molecular function: oxidoreductase activity, acting on the CH-OH group of donors, NAD or NADP as acceptor.